Lactuca saligna is the source of this 1842-nucleotide messenger RNA. The record is from the annotation of a GenBank genome assembly. NCBI's taxonomy places the organism in Eukaryota, Viridiplantae, Streptophyta, Magnoliopsida, Asterales, Asteraceae.
AACUCUCUCUCUCUCUCUCUCUCUCUCUCUCUCUCUCUCUCUCACACACACACACACACACACACAGAUAGACGAGAGUUCUUGAGCUUUGUGUGAAAAUGGCAGGAGGGUCUUUCGCACCAGGAGGAGUAGCGAAGGCGAGAGCAGAUGAAUAUGAAGGGAAGGUGACGACUUACGUCAUCGUUGCUUGCAUUGUUGCUGCUGUUGGAGGCUCGAUUUUUGGCUAUGAUAUUGGAAUCUCAGGAGGAGUGACAUCCAUGGAUGGAUUCCUUAAAAAAUUCUUCCCAUCUGUCUAUGAAAAGAAGUCACAUUCCCAUGAAAGCAACUAUUGUAAGUUCAAUGAUCAAGGCCUUGCAGCCUUCACAUCAUCACUAUACUUGGCUGGCCUAGUUGCAACACUAUUUGCCUCCCCUGUCACGCGUAAUUAUGGCCGUCGGAUCAGUAUCAUUUGUGGCGGAAUCAGUUUUCUGGUGGGCGCAAUACUCAAUGCCGCCUCGGUCAACUUUGGAAUGCUUCUUUCCGGUCGAAUCAUGCUUGGGGUUGGAAUCGGCUUCGGUAAUCAGGCAAUACCACUUUAUUUAUCAGAAAUGGCACCAACCCAUUUACGAGGAGGCUUAAACAUGAUGUUCCAAUUAGCAACAACUCUCGGAAUCUUCUCAGCAAACAUGAUAAACUACGGAACAAGUAAGCUCGAUCAAUGGGGGUGGCGGCUCUCUCUCGGCCUAGCGGCAGCCCCGGCGCUUCUAAUGACAGUCGGCGGCGUUCUUCUCCCGGAGACACCCAACAGCUUAAUCGAACAAGGGUCAAAAGAAAAAGGGAGAAAAGUUUUAGAACGAAUUCGAGGUACACAAAACGUGGACGCUGAGUUUGAAGACAUGGUUGACGCGAGCGAGUUGGCUAACUCGGUGAAACAUCCUUUUAGGAAUAUCUUGAAGAAGAGGAAUCGACCUCAAUUGGUUAUGGCGAUUUGUAUGCCGAUGUUUCAGAUCCUUACUGGGAUAAAUUCGAUCUUGUUUUAUGCUCCGGUGUUGUUUCAGAGUAUGGGUUUUAAAGGGAAUGCUUCUCUUUAUUCUUCUGCGUUGACUGGAGCUGUUCUUGCUCUUUCUACUUUGGUAUCUAUUGCGACUGUUGAUAGAUUGGGUCGAAGAGUUUUACUCAUUGGUGGAGGCAUACAAAUGAUCGUUUGUCAGGUCAUUGUAGGCAUAAUAUUAGGGCUUAAAUUUGGCAACAAUCAACAACUCUCAGAGGGUUAUUCAAUUGCAGUAGUGAUUGUAAUUUGUCUGUUUGUGGCGGCCUUCGGGUGGUCGUGGGGCCCACUUGGUUGGACAGUGCCAAGUGAAAUAUUCCCGUUAGAAACACGGUCAGCCGGUCAAAGCAUUACGGUUGCGGUCAACCUCUUCUUCACUUUCAUCAUAGCACAAUCUUUCCUCUCACUCCUUUGUGGUUUAAAAUUUGGACUAUUUUUGUUUUUUGCUGGAUGGAUUACUAUAAUGACAAUUUUUGUAUAUAUAUUUCUACCGGAAACGAAAGGAGUUCCUAUUGAAGAGAUGAUGUUGUUAUGGCAAAGACAUUGGUUUUGGAAGAAGAUAAUAUCAGAAGAUUUGAGGGAAGAUGAGAGUUUUGAAAGGCAAAAGAAUUCAUUAGUGUUGCCUCAGCAAGCUCCUUGAUGGCUAACGAUUAUUAUGUAAUAGUUUGAUAUAAAUCAAUGUACAGAAAAGAUACAACAAACUUUUCUCAUUUUGUUGAGGGGUAAAUGCAAGAAGUAGCAACAUAUUUUCACCGAUUUAUUUAUUAUAGCAUUAUACUUCAAAAAAUCUAACUAUAACAAUGUCGUCUAAAUAC